Molecule: messenger RNA, 7877 nt
Organism: Platichthys flesus (European flounder)
Lineage: Eukaryota; Metazoa; Chordata; Actinopteri; Pleuronectiformes; Pleuronectidae
Gene: pmepa1
Product: prostate transmembrane protein, androgen induced 1
Exons: 5
Coding region: 458-1429 (323 amino acids)
Biological process (GO): negative regulation of transforming growth factor beta receptor signaling pathway
Cellular component (GO): early endosome membrane; Golgi membrane
Molecular function (GO): R-SMAD binding
Source: RefSeq, a predicted model, not a curated record
GAGAGAGAGAGAGAGAGAGAGGGGAGCCGGUCACUCGGGGCAGAGACACGAAGGCUGGUUCUUACCGAACGGAACCGAACAGUCAAAGUAACAGAACUAUACGACUGAAGAACAACAUCAGCAAAGUAAAUGUAAAGACUGUGCGGCCACUUUGAUAGUGAGCCGAUAGAGAGACAGAUAGAGAGAGAGAGAGAAGAAAGAGAGAGAGAGAGAGAGAGACACACACACACAGAGCGAUAGACUGGCUGACUGACCGGCUGCGGAGGAAGAGGAGGAGAAGGAGGUGGAGAGAACCGACGGGAGGAGGACGGACGCAGCGGAGGAAGGAAGGAAGCAAGCAGAGGAGGCUGGAAGAGAAGCAGAGGAAAAGGGAGGAGGAUUCUCUGGAGUUCUCCGGUGCUCCCCUCUCGCGCUCCUCCACCCCGGCCCGCGGAUGUCUGCUCUCCGGCGGCUGUAAAUGUUGAACUUGAUGGGUGUUCCAAACACCACCGCCGCCAAUGUCUCCUGCACUUGUAACUGCAAGCGCAUCACCUCGCUCCAGAGCAUGGAGAUCACCCAGCUGGAGUUCGUCCAGAUCCUGGUGAUCGUGGUGGUGAUGAUGGUGAUGGUGGUGGUCAUCACCUGUCUGUUGAACCACUACCGCCUAUCAGCACGCUCGCUCCUCUCCAGACACGCCCCCACGCGCAGGAGACACCUGCCACUGGCCAACGAGGGCAGUCUGUGGUCGUCUGAGGGCACCGGGACAAACAGUGGUCUGAACGAGGUGUACAACCCUCGACCUCCGGACCGAGGCGUCCACUCGUCCUACCUUCAGCGGGAGCCUCCGCACGGCCAGUCGCAGCCCGCCCUCCAGUCGCAGCGCUUCCAGCACACGUACGCCCCGAGUCGCUUCCAGCCGACGUACCCCUACCUGCCCCAGAGCCUCAUCGACCUCCCCCCCACCAUCUCCCUCUCAGACGGAGAAGAGCCGCCGCCCUACCAGGGCCCCUGCACCCUGCAGCUCCGAGAUCCAGAGCAACAGAUGGAGCUGAACCGCGAGUCGGUCCGAGCGCCGCCCAACAGAACAGUGUUCGACUCCCAUCUCCUGGACCCAUCCAACUCCUGUCUGCAGGCCAGUCUGCAGGCUCCUCCCCCGAGCGUCCAUUCGGGCAUCAGUGUGUUAGAAGCCCAGGAGGCCUUGUCCCGGCACCAGAAGCAGGGCUCUCGAGUAGAGGGAGCGCCCCCGGCCUACAGCGAGGUGAUCGGGCACUACUACCACCCGACAGCCCUGAACUCCAGCCACAACCAUCGGACUGUUCCAUCCGCACAAGCACCCCCGUCCUCGCUCAUACAUGGUCUGAUCCGACCUCCGCCUCAGCAGCAAGGAAGUGUGGACAACAGGAACGCAAGGAAUACAAAGGAGAAAUCCCAGAAGCCCCAGCAAGUGUGACAGUACUGUUUCCUCUUUUCUAGCCCGCAGGAAGGAUUAUGCCUCGCCACUUUGGGGAAACGGUCAGCAGCCAACAAGGAACAACCUGGUCGGUGGUUAACUCCACAGGUUUAAGGGCUGGUUAGUUGUGGCCGUAGCUGACACGGUUUCCCCUCAUCACGGAUCGGGCUAGGAGCGAGAGGCAGCAGCGCACGCCGGCUUCUCGUUAGGUAGGAACAUCUGGAACCCGCAUCAUUCCUGCAGAGCAUGGGCGCAGGAGAACAUCUGGUACUUCCUGCUCCACAGUUUCCAGUAUCACUUCGGAUGAACCGAUGAUGAUGUCCGAGAAGGAGGUUGAAGGGCGGAGGCGGGGGAGAGGGCGGAUACAGAUGCCUCCUUCUCCCCCACAGCAACUCCUCUCGCUGCAGCUCAUCGCUCCUCCACGAUUGAACUAGCCUUCACUCAUUAUAAAUAUUUACUCGUUCUGUUUGUUUCUGUAGAACUUUCUCUUUGUUUGUUCGACGCUUACAGGAUCAUUUCUAUCCCUGCAAACGGUGAAAUGUUGCAGUCUCCUUGGUUCUUCCAGGAUUUGUUUUGUUUUCUCGUGAUAAUCCCCCCCCCACUCGCUGCUUUGACUCCAGUAAGUUUGUUCCCGACUGCACAGUUCAGCGUUUGGCGGCGACUCCUGCAACAGGCUUUAGCUGCAUCACUGAGACACGUUAGCACUCAACCAUAUUCACACAAGCUAGACGUCGCUAUCAUUACUUUAAAACUAGCUUACGAGUUGUAGCACAGUGCUAAAAAACGUCCUCGAGCUAAACAUCAUGCCUUAUAUUGACCAACUGAUGCAGGAGUUGUCGCUUAAAUCUUUUCCCUUUUUUUUGUUUUAUGUUUUCUGAAGAAGGUUUGCACAAAGUUCAAGACUGUUGACCCCAGAAAAAACCCGCAAUAUGAUUGAUAAGAGAGAAAAUAGAGAAAGUAGGGGUAUUUUUCUAAACUAGGUGGAUUCUUAUCGGUGAAGAUGUUUUUUUUUUCUGUUUGUUUUUAUAUGUUGUGUAGUUUUAGAAAAAAAGAAAAGAAACAAACAUCUGUAAUCUGUUGGGGUGCCAACUUUCACGUUGAACAUUUUUGCUACAUACAUGUUGGCAUGUAUAUAUGUUACAAAUGGACGACAUAUACACACACAUGUAUGCAAACCGAGAGCAAACUUAAAAGCACGAACUUAGAGUUAUUUAUAUAAUUGCUAAAAAGAAUUGCACUAUUUUUUAGUACGCGCAGAUGGAACGUGUGAGAGAGACUUUUAUUGUGAAGGAGCUCUGUCCAUUGAGAAACGAAUACGAAGAGAGGAACCAUGGAGGGGGGGUGGGGGCGAGGGUCGGGGCCAGGUCAGUGCACAGCGGCAAGUAUCAUGAGAACAUAUCACGGGAGAGAUUCUGACUUUGAUUCAAAGGACUUGGAACAACCAUUACUGUACCAUUGAUAUAAAAGUAAAAAAAAUUAAAAUCCCUGGUUUAUGCAAAUGUCCGAGUCCUGCGAGCCAACCACAAGUCAGCAUCCAACCGAACCUGUGGGCCCAAUCAGAAACCCUGCUCGAAGCUCUCUCUCUCAUCCUAGUGGCCGAAUCGUUAGCCAAUCCCAAAGCUGGCUGUCACUACCUCGACCAAACAAGUCAAGCACAUACGAGUUUGCUCACAUUAAUCAGACGUUGUCUCAUCGAACAAAAGUCUGAACUAAUCAAGACAAUGUGUAUUGUAACAGUGAAAGAAAUUAGAGUAGUUUUAAAAAUCCUGCUGUGUGUUAUUUUAUUUUGAAUGUCAGACUAGUUGUUUGUUUGUCGUGUGAGAAGAGAGCGGGAACGACGCAGGUUCAGUGACGCCAGGUCGCCCGAAAUGAGUGAUACGCCGACUGUGCACUGCCGUGGCCACACACACACAAACACAACGUUUCUGCAGUUUCAUUUAGAGUCGCAUCUCUCCUGCCUUUUCAGCACACACACACACAAGUACCCACAAUCCCCUCUGGCGAGUUUCUCUCUUGCAGGCAUCUCUGAGCACUUUACGGCACCAGGAAGGAGACAACCAUUUUGUGUCAGCCAGCGUCGGCCAGAAUAAAACUUAGUCAAACCUUUUAAAUUGAGUUUAGAUUAAAUUCUCUGAUCUUCUUUAGCUUCUUCGUGUUGGAGGCAGCGCAGGAUGAGUUGUUUUAAACAAGACACGCUGAAGUGUUGAAAAGUGACACGAGUGUUAAUAGCAACUCAUCUUGUGUCAUCUCCUGAACAGUGUGGAAAUAAAGGUCGGAUAAUCAAGUAGAAUCUUAACGUAUGUCUAGUUUAGUCUUUUUUUAAGUUGCUGCUCGUAUAUGUAAAAGUUCCCGUUGUGACCUUCACUCUUUCAACCCUGUGGUUAGUUUGUAUUGAUGUGAAGGAAGCACAGCCCAAAUGAAGCCAGCGCCCUCUAGUGUUCAGUCUUUAUGAAACAGCGCCCUCCAGAGGGAACCAACCAAACAGCAGCCAAAAGCUUAAUUUAGUAGAGGAGAGAUUUAAAGGUUUUAUAAUCUGAUCAUUUGUCUUCUCUUUACUUUUGUAAUCACAGUUGUUCAUCAGUAUCAAUAUAUUCAUCACAUGUCAAACACAAAACAACGAAAUAUUACAAACCUUGAGAUCUUUACUUUCAAAACAGCUGUAAACUGUAGAAAAACAUUAUCUUAAGAGAUUCGUUUUUCUAUUUUAAGAAUAUAUAAUGAGUAUACUGUCAGAUUUAAAUCCUGUGACCACAUGAAAAAGAGAAACUGGUUAAUGACAACACAGAAGCAGAUCAACAGAGUGAGAUCUGUAAUUUACUGUUGAAUCCUGAGUUUAACCUGUAAGAAGAGGAAAAGUUAAGACAAAUGAUCAGAAGCCAUUUCUAUCACUUCCCUCUCUCUUGUCUAGUCUCUCUUCUCUCGCUUGUCUGCUGCUGUAACUCGGCGGCAUUGUGCACUUGAAGAAAAGAAAAAAUCAUUGAAUCAAUCAAAGUUUGAAUCACCUUGUUUGGAGAUAACGAGUCUGGUCCCAAAUGUAUUCUCUACCUUUAUUCCUCACCUCUUCUCUCCUGUCCCGUCCUCUUCUCCCCCUCCAUCACUGUGACCCUUGUGUUUGGGACCGGCUUCGUUCCCUGGUGAAUAGGGUUUGGUUUCCUGCUCUGGAGGGUUUGCAGCGGGUAUGAAAAGGCUGAACAGGCUCUGAUCAGGGCUGUAGGCGAUUAAACUAGUUAGAAUAAUUUAAAGUUGUGUAUCUCAAGUGUAGAUUGAAAUAAAUAUGAAUAGGGAAACUUGCGCUGGCUGACGCUACAAAAUGAAAAAAACAGGAGGAGGGAAAACAGACAUUUUUCAUGUGAUGCUGACACUGACUUCACAAACACACAUGUUUACACACAGAAACAUUAGAGCAACUCUUUCUAGUUCUACUUCAUGAUGCGGUGAAGCUUCCUGCAGCCACUGCUUAACUAUGACAUCUAAACUCAAGAGGUAAAUUGGUACUUUUGUUUUCUAAAUGUUUGUUAAAAAAUGUUGAGUUGAACUGAUCUAAAUUCAAAAGUGUUAACAAGUUAAACUAAUCAGGGCUCAAAUGUCCCAGACUUGUCCGAGCAGAUGAUAAUCUGUGUGUGUUUGGACGGGCCACACCUUUAGCUUAGCAUUAAAGCUAACGUGAGGGGAGUUAACGUCUCAGUUAGCAUAUAAGCCAGCACCGAGUUUUUAUAACCUGACAUUAGACGAGUUAGAGUUAACAACACAGACUUGCCCUGGGAAAGACCUCCAGCUGUCUAGACAGAAGCUAAACACACACACACACACACACACACACACACACAGUAGACUAAAUAAACCUACUUAAGAACCAGACCUUCCACACACACAGGUGCACUUUCAUUCAUCCACACACUCUUAUUAUGGACCACACAAGAUAGCGAAAACAUGUAUCUCUCACACGCACACACACACACACUUCCCUCUUCCUGUCUGAACGAGCUCUACCUGUUCCCUAGAGAUGCCUGCCGUCCAAUGACAGAGCUCCCUUCCAACCGGCCCUUGCCGCCAUUGGCCGGCCGUCUUUUCGGUCUCCCUGGAAAACGUCCGUCGUAUAUUAUUGUUGCUAUGUCGUUACAAGUGUGCCUGCCUGUGCUGAGACGGGCAAAAUGUGAGUGGCUAGUUUGGGCUGUCAAUCAUCCCAGGCCACGCCUCCUUACUGUCUCACGUGAUGAUUGGAUGAUGAUGAUGAUGAUGAGGAUGAGAUUGAGUAUAGUGACGAUGAAGAUGUUUUUGAUAGUGAUGCCGCAGAGAGCGUUGCAAUACACCUACUAUUUGCCUUUUUGAUAAUAUUAGUCAUAUUAACGUAGUGUGCUAAAUGUAAUUUUUUUUAAUUGUUGUUUUUAUUGUUGUUUAUUCACUUGAGAACAAAAAAAAGGUCAUUUUAUUAUCAAUCCACUGAUCACACAGAACUUUUCUUUUUCCAUUUCUAAAAACCAACGUCGACAGAGUAAAGCUACCUAACACGCGAUCGCUGCAGAUCCCCGGGGGAGGACGUGUAAAUACCAGAACAUGUACUUCUGCUUUCAAAGUGCCCUUUUCCAGUUUGAUGUGUGCAUGCUAGCCGCGCCGCUGUGAGCGUGAUUCACGUACGUCACCUGAGAUCAGCUAAUGUUCAAUCGUUGCUGCUCUCGCGCGUACAACUUCAAGUACGAUUCGUUGUGCGCGCUAACCCAGUCUACACGCUACACGGCUAAUCAUCACGUCUCCUCGCCUGGCCCAGCGUCUACACGUGUGCCUUCUGGUGUCCGGUCUCAACAAGGAGACUUCACCCGACUGUAAAAACACAUCACGGUGCAAAAAAAACUCUUCAAUUUCUCUGUUUUUGUUGUCGUCAGAUUUCGAACGGCAGCAAAAUAUCAGAAAACAGACCCUGCUUCUGUCGGGAAAGUGUGGAAGAUCAUCCAUGCCAGAAAAAUAAAGAAGAAUCGACUCAAGCUCAGAAUUCACCUGCUGUUUCCAUGGUCAACAAUGUCCUUUGAUCUCAAUUUAAAAGCUAACGUGGAAAUAAAAGUUCUUCAAUUUCAUCCGAUUCUUUUUUUUUCAAUUCCAAUAAUUUCUUUCUUGACAACUUUGAAACAGCUCCAUCUGCUGGGGAGAACUGUGCACUUCAGUUAAAAGCACCUAUUGAGUCUCAAACCUGAUUUAUUGUAAAUUUUGUAUCUGUUCUGAAUAUAUAUUUGUUAUCAUUCCAACGUUCUGGUCAUUUUUCUGGCAUGAACGAACUUCCAUAAGUUUCUGAUAACCCCUCGGCCGCCACUGAAGUCGACGAAGCCCAGUUGGUCUGCGUUCGAUCCGUGUGACCUCUCGGAGAGAAUCUGCAGCUCAGUUUCCUGUCUUCAGUCUCGUUUAAGACAUUUUUCCAAAGAAGGAAUCAUCCUAAACAAAACUCUUGCAUCUGUAAAAAAAAAAGAGUAAAAAGACAAGAGUUACUUCUGACUUGAACUUUUCUGUUUCUUUCAUUUCUUUGGAGGAACGUUUUGCUUCAGACGCCUUUUUCCAGUUUCUCUAAGUACUUCAGUCACACAGGUGAACCCAGUCGUACUCGUUUGAAGGAGGAGAAACAGCAUGGUACCACAAACACUGGAUAGUAAACUGGAGGAAGGUGAAUAAUAAAGCAGAUGUUUAGCUCCUUUGUGUGUUUGCUCAUCCUGCAUCGUGGUGUUCUUGUUUUCUGCUCGCUCUGCUCUGAAUCAGCGCCGCGCGGCGCCUCUCCUCUGACAAUGUUAAAGAAAAUAUACGAUUACACUCUUUCGGUUGCAGUAUGUAUGUGUGCGUAUUUAAACAAGCCUCGAUAUCUUGCAGGACACAACGCUCGUCCGCCACAGUGACUAUUGUAGAAGUCUUCCACCUGUCGUCGAGUUUAAUCCUGCACGCAUGUUAAAUGUGGGACUUGUACAAUAGAUCCGUUUGUUGUGGUCAGGAUUCCUUCACGUGUCUGGUCCUGAGCUCUGAGAACCUUCAGACCGGCCGGAGCAGACGUCAGAGACGACGUGAAGGAGCCCUGAUCUGCUCUUGUAGAAAAAUGAUGGAUUCUCCUGAAUUUAAAUGAAGCACCGGGCUCACUCAUCUCCCACUGCAGCACAGCAGGGGGGGGGGGGAGAACGAGAGAUGAACCCGGUGCUGGGAGGUUCAGGCUUUGAAUCUGUUUUCUGUCACAGCAUGGCUCGCAGUUAUAUAGAGGCCUACUUAUUCUCAAUGAUGAUAAUUGCUUAUUUGUGUAUUAAAACAGUUUAUUUUAAUUUAUAUUGGAUGGUCUACGUGUUGCUGGGUUUGUUAUUUUCUUCUAUGUUUGUUACAAACAGAAGACAAUGGUUUAUCGUUGUUGUCACAGAACAUGGUAUGAAUCGGACACAUUUCAGUUAGCCUUCGAUUUAAAAAACCAAUAAAAAAGUUUUAUAAAUAC